Molecule: messenger RNA, 3217 nt
Organism: Pelodiscus sinensis (Chinese soft-shelled turtle)
Lineage: Eukaryota; Metazoa; Chordata; Testudines; Trionychidae
Source: RefSeq, a predicted model, not a curated record
AACAAUGGAAGAUAGAUGGUACUCCGCUACAGGAUGUCCAAGAAAGACUGGCUAGGAGGGGUCUCAAGGAUCCAUGGCUUCGGUCUGUGAUAGUUCAUGAGGACUUGCUGCACUGCUUCCGGGCAGGCUGUGUCUAUGGGAGUCAACCAGCUAACAUCCACACAUGAAAAUGGAGCAUGUGGGUGGCAGGAUGGUGUAUCUGCCCGUUUCGCUGUGUGAGCAGGGAGCGGACUCGUGGGAAACGAUGCGGCGGGGCUAUGCUCAUCUGUAAGAGGUUGAAUACAUCAAGAGAGAAGAAGUAAGCUACUGAAAGAGCUCGGAGAACCCCUUCAAGAACAUUGCACCUUUUAAAGUGGGCUCAGCAUUUUGACCAUUACUUGAAUGCCUCAAAGAUUGAAGUGCAGCAGAAACUUGGAUGAUUUGAAAGAUUGUUCAGUAAACCAUCAGUUCAAGCAAGGCCUGUAAUUUUUCUUCAACAGAAUUGCUCUAUUUAAAAUUUCUGAUUAAAGAUCAACAACCAACCAGAUGUUAUGUUGCAAAUGGACUCCAUGACAUGUUGGCUUCCGGCUUAAAACACCAAAAAAGGGCAGAUGAACUGAGAGAACAGUUUGUGAUGACACAGUGCCAAGUGCCAGCUGCCCUCAUUCACCAGAUCGAGCAGGAAUUGGACGAAGAUGAAAAGGAGAUGAUUAUUUUCCUGUGCCGGGAUCUUGUUCCUGAUUUAUCGAAUGCAGAUAUCAGGGUGCUCUUUGGGGCACUGAAUGAAAAGGGAAAGCUGGGUUUAUCUGAGCUGUUAUACAGAGUGAGGAGGUUUGACUUGCUGCGGAGGGCCUUGGGGACAGAGAAAACAUCAGUGGAGACAGAUCUGGCCAGGUAUCCUAGAGUGGUCUCUGAUUACAGGGUGCUGAUGGUAGAGAUUAAUGAAGAGUUGGAUAAACAAGAAGUGAGUUCUCUCCUUUUCCUGCUCAAGGAUUAUGUGCCACGCAUGAAAAUGACAAAAGACAAGAGUUUCCUGGGUGUUGUCAGUGAGCUAGAGAAGCUAAAUCUGGUGGCUCCUAAUCAGCUGGAUUUGAUAGAAGACUGUUUGCAGAACAUCCACAGGAUAGAUCUGAAAAAGAAGAUCCAGAAGUACAAACAUGAAGCUCUGUCCAUCAGUGGUUCUCAGCCAAUGUAUAUAAAUGCACUUCAGGCUUCUCUCCCUAACUUGACUCUCAUUGACCCACCCUACAGUUCAGGGAUGCAGAGCAUGCCCAGAGAAAGAUCAUUAAAUGGACAACUUGCCGUUCAGAUGGAACCAGUUCACACAUCAGUACAGGAAUCGGGAGCCAGCUCACAUCAGGUGAAAAAGGGUUAUGAUGAUCGGUACAGAAUGCAGAGUCAGCCUUUAGGAAUAUGCCUGAUUAUAGAUUGCAUUGGUAAUGACACAGAUUUACUGGAAGUGACCUUUAAAGCUCUAGGCUUUGAAGUUCGCUGUCACAAGUAUUUAAGUGUGGAAGCCAUGAAACAAACAUUCCAUGAAGUUGCAAGGCUGCAACAGCACAGAGACUAUGACAGCUUUAUUUGCAUAUUGGUCAGCCGUGGGAGCCCUCAGAGCAUCUUCUGCAUAGACCAGACUUUUCCUGGGUUCCCCUUGGACAGGGUGAAGAAGUUUUUUACUGGAGAUUCAUGCCCUGAACUUCUAGGGAAACCAAAACUCUUCUUUAUUCAAAGCUACAUUGUGCCAGCAGAUCAGCAAGAACCCACCAGUCUACUGGAGGUGGAUGGGAAUGAACAGAAAAUCACUACUACUACCACAAGAUUUUGGAGCUGUAGUAUUCCCCCUGUAGCAGACAUCUUUUGGAGUCAAUGCAAGGUGGAUGUGUCUGUGCUAGAAAGGUCAUCCGGCUCCUCCUCCUAUUAUCUGCGCUGUUUGGCUGAGCUCCUAUGCAAUCCUCAUAAAAGAAAGCUCUCUCUGAUGGAUAUUCAUAUUGAGCUGAACAGCAGACUGUAUGAUUGGAACAGGACUUCGGACCCGCAGCAAAAUUAUUCACUCCUGCUACAACACACCUUGAGGAAAAAAAUCUUUUUCCCAGUUAAAAGCUAAUUGAAUUUUCUUGGAAAACCAUGUUGAGAAGGAGAUAUCCGCAUGUGGGCUUUUUCUUGAGUUUUCUUGAGGGUAUCUGCUGCUGUAAUCGAGUAUUUAGGAGUGUUUCGGAGGCGUUUCGGCGUCAUGCGUUUCCAAUUCUAAACUUCAGGCAGAAGCUAGGAUAAGAAAGUCAGUUCAUACAUAGCUCUGCAGCAGAUCUUAUAACCCAACCAAGCAGAAGGACAAUGUUGGAAGGGUUCUAAAUUGCAGAUUUAUUGUAUUUAGUUAUGUUUUUAUUUUUGAAACACAUCCAUUAGCAGUGCCCAUUCCACAUCCCAGUAUUCACACCAACAGAAGAACCAACGGCCCCGGUAAAACGACUACCCCCACGUACAAUUAUAACUCAUUCCCAGCCUAGAAUUGGUUGGGAGCUCAUUCCAGAGUCUAAGGGCGGUUGGAGAGAAUGCCCUACUUGGCAGCUGUGACUGGAAUGCUUCUCCUGGCUGUGGCAGCCUGGAACGAGAGGAGAGGCUAUCUUUCAGAUAAUAUGGACCCAAGCUGUCCCAGGCUUUAAAGGUCAUGAUCAACACCCUGAGUUGCCCCUAUAAGCCCCACAUAGUGAGUAUUGCUCUCAGAGCACUGGUGUUAUAUGCUCCCACUUAACAGACAGGUUCCCACGUUCUGGACUAACUUCAGCUUCCCGGAAGUUCCCUAGAUGUCCCCUUUGCGGAAGUGCCUUAUAGUAAUCCAAUCUUUCAGUGACAAAGGCCUGGGUAAGGGCAGGCAGGCCUGCCUCUGAAAUAAUAAAAGGCCGCACUGGGAACAGAUGGCUAAAUGUAGUCUUUGCCAUAGCUGAUGCCUUAGUUUUCAGCAGCAACCCGGGAUCUGACAAGACUGCAAAACGAUGAAUCUAGCUCAGGGGUGGGCAAAAGGGCCUCCACGGGAUGGAUCCGGCCCACGGAGGCCCCGCUGCUCCCCCGUCCCCAGGCCAAUUAGGGCCUGGGAGCAGGGGAGCACAUGAAGCUUCCUUCCACCUUGCGAGCAGCACACAGUGCUUUGAAGUGCCAUGCGCUGCUCGCAGAGCGAGGGGAGACAUCAGGCACCCUCCCCCCCGCCCUAAAGUCCUGAUUGGCCUGGGCACAAGAGGAGCGU